AUCGAAGAUUCCGAGGCGAGUACGAAACUACGAACCGACCAGAGAGCUUUGAUUCCCAAACAAAGGAUAUCCUUUGCUGUUCCGAGUCAAAACCUUCAGAAAAGGACGUUUCUUGUUCCUGUCAAUGAAAGAAGCAAAAAAUUGAAACAAAAUCAGUGACGCAGUUGAAGGAUGGCGGCGAGUUCCGCAAGAUUUUCAUCUGCUGGGGAAGAAAGAAAUGGAGAAGGAAGAGGAGUUAAAGGAGACCCAGAUCAUACACAAAUGAUAAACAAGCUUGCUGGUGCUGUGAUGGAGAAGCUCGCAUUUUCAGACCCCUCCAAAACACUCACACCGGAUCAGAAGAAUGAUAUCAAACGACGUCUUUGUAGACUCUUACCUGCGUUUCACACGCCCGAUCAUCCCACCUAUGCCGUGAUGAUUCGUAGGGCAAUUGAGGAGUUGAAUGAGGAACAGGGGUCAACUGAAGAAGCAAUAUCAAAAUAUAUUAGAGAGAAGUUUGACGGUUUGCCAUUGGCUCAUGCAAGUUUCUUGAGUCUUCACUUGAAGAAGCUAAAUGAGAGGGGAGAAAUUGUUUGUGUAUCAAAAAAUUGUUAUAUGCUUCCAACUGAUAAAGGUGAUUCUCUUUCUAGAAGAAAGUGUGUCCCGAAACAAAAGAAGACUCGGAAGGGUUGGGGAAAAGGAAACUCAGCUAAAGGAAAUGAACAUAAAACAUUAGCAGAAGAACAAGUUGAAGUGACUGAGAAACAGAGAAAGCAGAGGAAGCAAAGUCAAAAACCACAGUAUUGUAAGGCAGUUGACAACCAAACUGGAUCUCCAGAGCAAGUCAAUGGACAACAAUGUCAAAGACAAAUGGAAGAAAUUGCUGCAAUUGCUGAAAAGAAAAGUCAAGAACAAAUUGAAGAAGAUCAGCAGAGUAAGGUGAUUGAUGAUAAAAAAGAAUCUCCUGAUGCACAGCAAGGAGAAGUAAUUAAACAACAAAUUCAAGGUAUUGCAGUCAUUGUUGUUCCCCGAAAUUCCGCAGAACAGAUAUAUAAAGUCCCCGAAGAACAAGAAGUUGAAGUGACUGAACAACAGCAGCAGCACGGGCAGCAAAGUCAAGAACUGAGUCAAGAAGAACAGCAUAGUAUAGUAAUUGACUGUCAAAAUGGAUCUCCAGAUGAAGAAAAUGUACAGCAAGAUGAAGUGAAUAGGCUGAAAAGUCAAAAUCAAGUGCAAUUACCUGGAGUGAUAGUCGAAAAGCAGAACAUUGAACAGAUAUAUAAAGAAGAUGAAGUACAAGUAGAAGUAACUGAACAACUGAGAGAAGAUGGGCAGGAAAUUCAAGACUCAAUUCAAGCAGAACAGUGUAGUAAGAUGAUUGAAGAUAAAUAUGGCUCUACAGAUGCGCAGCAAGAGAGAGUGAAUGGACAUGAAAAUCAGAAACAUAUGCAAGAUGUUGCGUUGAUUGUUGAUAAGCAGAAUGUUGAAGUCAAGAAGUAUCAAGUGAAUGAAGAGCAAGUUGAAGUGAUUGAACAAAAGGUAGAACAUGUGAAGCAAAGUGCAGAACCAAUACAGCACAUGAAGGUGAUUGAUUGUCAAAAUGGAUCUUCAAAGCAACAAAAUGAACAGAAAGAUGAAGUGAAUGGACAGCAAAGUGAAAAUCAAAUGCAAGUAACUGCAGUGGUUGUUGAAAAGUCUAAUUUUUCAGAACAGACACGUAAUGUGAAUGAAGAAGAACAAGUUGAAAUGACUGCACAGAGAGAAUAUGGGCAGCAAAGUCAAGAAGAGCAACAUAACAAGGUGAUUGACUGUCAAAAUGGAUCUCCAGAGCAACAAAAUAAACAGCAAGAAUAUGUGAAUGAGGAUCAAUUGCAAGAAAUCAUUGUGAGUUGUGAAAAGCAGAUUGACACAAAACUGAAACACAAAGUGGCUGAUGAGCGUAUUGAAGUAAGUAUGGAUAAAAUAGUUGAAGAACAGUACCAAACUAAAGAACAAUUGUGUGAAGUAAUUGAACAACAUAGUCAAGCUGUCAAAAGAGAUAUACAGUUACAUGGAGAAGCAGUUGAAGCAAUUCGGUCUGGACCAGAGGCACAGCAAAGUGAUAUGAUUUCAGAACAAAAUAGACUGCAAGACCAAAUUGAAUUAACAAGUAUGCAGGAGUUAUUGCCUGAGAAGCAAGAGAAAGAUGCGGCUACUGUCGUCAAUUCAAAUGUUUCUAUUGCAAGUCAGAAAUUUUCCCACCAUGUUUCGUCAAACUUGUCUGAGCUGCUGGAAAACAACGUUAAGGUGCAGGGAAAGAUGCAGAAGCUGCUGGAAAAUAACAUUAAGGUGCAGGAAAAGACACAUAAGCUGCUGGAAAAUAACAUUAAGGUGCAGGAAAAGACACUUCAGGUUCAGGAAAAGUUGUUUGAGCUGUUGAAGGAGUUAGCAGAUACCAUUCGAAAUCCUGUUAUAGAAAAAAGAUCAAUGCCAAUCAUUGGUCCUUGUGGAGAGAGGGAAUAUAUAGAUUGUGGAUUUCCAGCAAAACAGAAGCACCAACCUGAGAUCUCAGCUCAAACAAAAGCAUUGGGAUCCCAGCUGAAUGAAAUGCUAGCAUCUCUUGAACUACCCAUGGACGCAGCAGAGUUAUUUUUAAAGCAGGGAAAGCUAUGCAACCUUGGUCAGCAACAAGUACCUAAGGGCCAGAACAAAUCAAUUAAGAAUAUGCCUGAUGCUGAACAACCUCAACAACAGGAGAUUGGAAAUUCAGAAUUGUUGCGGGAACUGCCAACAAUGGAAGAAGAGAAUGAAGAAUUAUCUGGACCUGAUAGAAAGAGAAUUCGUUUAAGCAUUGAAGCAAAUCAUGAGAAAGAAAAGCAACUGCAAGUGCAUAAUGCUGAAGGCCAUCCUGAUCUUCGUAGUCAAGAGAAGCCGUCUGUAUCUGUGCUAGUCCCAAGUUUUCCAGAUGUCUUCUUGCACUCGCCAAACUAUGAGCGGGGGACCCAGCAACCAAAAGUUCAAAAGACAGAAAGACCUCGUGAAAUCAAAUUGCUGAAGAACAGGAGAUUGUUCCUGAGCUAA
This is a messenger RNA of Rosa chinensis, 3039 nucleotides long. Its product is annotated as interaptin-like. Gene Ontology annotation, cellular component: nucleus; nucleosome; nucleolus. Gene Ontology annotation, molecular function: double-stranded DNA binding; nucleosomal DNA binding. Gene Ontology annotation, biological process: negative regulation of DNA recombination; nucleosome assembly; chromosome condensation. The transcript has 8 exons. Bases 172 to 3039 code for a protein of 955 amino acids. Lineage: Eukaryota; Viridiplantae; Streptophyta; Magnoliopsida; Rosales; Rosaceae. The record is from RefSeq and is a predicted model, not a curated record.